Molecule: messenger RNA, 1032 nt
Organism: Rosa rugosa (rugosa rose)
Lineage: Eukaryota; Viridiplantae; Streptophyta; Magnoliopsida; Rosales; Rosaceae
Product: DNA polymerase II subunit B3-1
Exons: 1
Coding region: 119-886 (255 amino acids)
Biological process (GO): regulation of DNA-templated transcription
Cellular component (GO): nucleus
Molecular function (GO): protein heterodimerization activity
Source: RefSeq, a predicted model, not a curated record
AACCCUAAAUUCAUUUCCCCCCUCUCUCACAUUCCUUCGCCAGUUCGCCGACCAAGCCCCUGCAAAGUGCAAACCAUCAGUGGCAGAAGACGAGACCGCCGCAACGACACCACCACAGAUGGAAGAAGAACAGGACUCAACAACCGUGCAACCACCGAGGGAAGAAGAAGGAGAGGACGCAUCCCCGAUCCGACCCGAGUCCGGAGAAGAAAACGCAGUCCGACUCGAAUCGGAUACAGCAACGGUCCAAGCCGUAUCGGCAGAAGAGAACACGCAACCCCAGAUCGAAGAAGAAGAAGAGGAACCACCGGUGGUUGAAGAAGACGACGCAGCCAUGACCCGACCCGAAUCCGGUGAAGAGAACGCAGUCGGAUCUGAAUCCGAAGAAGAUAACAUAGCACCGAUCGAAAUCGCAUCGGAAGAAGAGAACACCGCAACGGUCCAACCCCUAUCAGAAGGAGAGAAGGCAAAAGCGAACCGACUCGAACCGAUCCGACUCGAACUUCCGACGGGUCGGGUCAAGAAGAUAAUGAAGCUGGACAGAGACAUCAACAAAAUAAACUCAGAAGCCCUACACCUGGUCUCAUGCUCCACCCAGCUCUUCCUCCAAUUCCUCGCCGAGGCCUCCGGCGAGGCGGCAAUGGAGAAGAAGCGCAAGAUCGUGAAGCUCGAACACAUACGGACGGCGGCGAAGAGGCACCGGGCCACCAGAGAUUUCCUCGUGGAUGAGCUCCCCGUGCCGUCUCAGCCGUCCGAUCAGAAGUCCGCUGAUCGGAGCCGCUCUCGCCCUGUUGCUGACAAUCCAGCUCCGGCUGGCACUCGCCGGAUUGAGGACUUCUUUAGUAAGCCAGCAACUAAAUCCCCUAUUGAGGUUGAGGAGUCCUAGAUCAGUAGAUCUUCAUCUUUGUCAGUCGAAAAACAAAGCACACAAUCGGAAAAGAUCUGUAUGAAUUCUAGGAGACUUGGAUUUGAAUUUGAUUCCUAUCUGUGUAAUGACUUUCUAUAUUUCACAUGAAUUGGAUAUUUAUGAUU